Molecule: messenger RNA, 1308 nt
Organism: Ilex paraguariensis (yerba mate)
Lineage: Eukaryota; Viridiplantae; Streptophyta; Magnoliopsida; Aquifoliales; Aquifoliaceae
Source: the annotation of a GenBank genome assembly
AUGGCCGCCAUUAGAGUAUCCUUAGCCUCGUCUCUCACAUUGGUCUCUUCAACUUCAACAUCAUCUUCUUCUUCUUCGGUUUUCACGAAAUUUAGGUCUAGCCCAGUCUUCAAUCUUUCAUUUUCACUUACACCCUUGUUGUUCUCGCGAAGAGGGAAGCGCAUGGCUCACACUCUUGCUAAGGCCACUCUUGGCCUCACUCAGCCUGCUCAGAUUGAAGCACCCAAGAUCUCUUUUGCUGCAAAAGAGAUUGAUUUGGUAGAAUGGAAAGGAGACAUACUUGCGGUGGGUGUUACUGAGAAAGACUUGGCCAAAGAUGAAAACUCAAAAUUCAAAAAUUCAAUUUUGAAAAAACUAGACUCCCAGUUUGGUGGUUUGUUGUCUGAAGCCUCGUAUGAGGAGGAUUUCACAGGAAAGGCUGGACAGUCUACGUUUCUUAGGCUUCCAGGUCUUGGCUCAAAAAGGGUUGGCUUAAUUGGGCUUGGAUCAACAGCUUCGUCUAACGCUUAUCGGAGCCUUGGCGAGGCUGUCGCUGCAGCUGCAAAGACUACUCAGGCAACUAGUAUUGCCAUUGCACUCGCUUCUUCUGAGGAGCUUUCUGAUGAAUCAAAACCAAACUCAGCUUCAGCAAUAGCAACUGGAACUUUGUUGGGGACUUAUGAAGAUAGUAGAUUUAAGUCUGAGUCAAAGAAGCCAGCUCUUAAAUCUGUGGAUAUUCUUGGUUUUGGAACUGGACCAGAGCUAGAAAAGAAGCUGAAGUAUGCAGAAGAUGUAUGUGCAGGAGUAAUUUUUGGGAAAGAGCUUGUAAAUGCACCUGCAAAUGUGCUCACUCCUGGAGUACUAGCAGAAGAGGCCAAAAAGAUUGCUUCCAUGUUCAGCGAUGUUCUUUCUGUGACAAUUUUGGAUGCAGAACAGUGCAAAGAAUUGAAAAUGGGAUCUUAUCUUGGUGUUGCUGCAGCUUCUGCAAAUCCUCCUCAUUUCAUCCAUUUAUGUUAUAAGCCUCCAAGUGGGCCUGUCAAAACCAAACUGGCCUUAGUUGGCAAGGGAUUGACUUUUGACAGUGGCGGCUACAACAUCAAGACAGGACCUGGCUGUUCAAUUGAGCUUAUGAAAUUUGACAUGGGAGGCUCAGCUGCUGUUUUAGGUGCAGCAAAAGCUCUUGGUCAAAUUAAACCUGCUGGAGUAGAGGUUCAUUUCAUUGUUGCAGCUUGUGAGAAUAUGAUAAGUGGAACCGGCAUGAGGCCUGGAGAUAUCGUUACAGCUUCUAAUGGAAAGACAAUUGAGGUGGGAGACUCGUCGGACUACUAA